AUGAGGCGGUUUGUUCGGGCCGUCGUCGAGGUGUUUGGCGAUGAGUACCUCCGUUCUCCGAACGAGGAGGACACCGCUCGUUUGAUUGCUACAAACGAGCGAAGAGGGUUCCCGGGGAUGCUGGGAAGCAUCGAUUGUAUGCAUUGGAGGUGGAAGAACUGUCCGACAGCCUGGUCGGGUUCUUUCACCGGCCACGUCAACUCUCCGACGAUCAUCCUAGAGGCGGUGGCGUCGCAGGACCUGUGGAUUUGGCAUGCCUUCUUUGGAAUGCCGGGUUCCCUGAACGACAUCAACGUUCUGCACCGCUCGCAUCUGCUCGACAACCUUGCUGCUGGUGUGGCACCACAGAUGGAAUCUAUCCGGAAUGGGCCACAUUCGUGA
Phragmites australis (common reed) is the source of this 381-nucleotide messenger RNA. RefSeq lists its product as uncharacterized. NCBI's taxonomy places the organism in Eukaryota, Viridiplantae, Streptophyta, Magnoliopsida, Poales, Poaceae. The transcript is spliced from 2 exons. The record is from RefSeq and is a predicted model, not a curated record. The coding region runs from base 1 to 381 and encodes 126 amino acids.